AUGACAUGCCGUGCUCGACGGAAAAAGUGCAACGAGCAGAGGCCACGGUGUGAGAAAUGCGUCAAGUCAAACCGUGCAUGUUUAUGGCCUGACGAGGAUGAUCUUUUCGACCGACGCCAUCGUCGUGUGUCCAAGUCGCCUCGAUUGUCACCUAAGUCGCCGGAGCUCACAAAGACCGGUAGAAAGCCAUCAGUGACAGCGCAAUCAGCAACGAAUAGGCGUGGACAGUCUCUCCUCGUAUGUCGUGAGAUCUGCUUCAAGACCGAUCUCUUCAACUCGGCCAUGUUCAAGUCGGAUCUUGAGGUUGAUUGUAUGCGGCAUUUCUUCGAUGGAUUCCUACCGUUGCUCAUUUUGUCAAAUGCUCACCCUGGUUUCUAUUCUGCAUACGUUCCAGAGGUGGUCGACAUGUUGCUACAGUUUGACGGAUUGAAAGAUGUAGCAUUGGCCUGUGGAGCAUCACAUCUGCAUCUUGCCACCGGAAGUCCACAGAUGAACGAAUCUGGACUCGUGUAUUAUUCCCGAGCUGUUUCCAAGGUAAAUCAAGCAUUGAACAAGAUUGACUGGAGCCGAGACGAUUACAAUGUCGCGGUUCUGCUGGCCAUAACGUUUCUAUACAUUCACGGGGCGUUCGCACUCCACACCAACGGCGACAUUCCGAAGCAUGUGAUGGGUGCUGUGCAACUCAUUAAUCUCCAAUACGCUCAAUCACGGAAACCGCCCUUGGCCCGACCAAUACACCGGAUCAUUUGGGAGAGCAUACUUUAUCAGAUGUUUCGCCAGACGGUCCGGCGGCCUUUCUCGGUCGGCUUCCAGCCAGAUUUCGACUUUGUGGCAAGAGCCGAAGGCGUUCUGCAGUCUCUCACAUUUCCGGAUGCCUCACCUGCUGACAAUAGUCCUGUUAUUGGAAUUCCUUUGGAUCUUCAGAAACUCAUCAUCGAGGUGGUACAGCUUUGCAAGAGUCCAUUCGUGCCGAGGCCGGAGGUCUUGCGAGAUCUUGAAAUCCGAAUGAAGCAUUGGGAGGGCACCAUCCUGGAAGAUGGACACUGCAUCAAACAAGAGCGCCAUACCAGCCUCAUGUCCACGCCGUCAGACAGAGCAGGUGUCUUUUAUCAACAUUCGACGAGUCUUCAUAUUCUUGCAGCCUCUCUGCUUUUAGACUGGGUCUCGAGGUGUCACGAGGUUCCGUGUGGAGCGGAGCCACAUCUUCCGACCCCUUGCAACUCGUGGCAAGUCCGGAAAGCGUUGCACAUUAUGCGCUGCCCGCAAGCAAAUGAAGACUGGUUACGAUGCUAUCUCGGGUCAUGGCCGUCGUUGAUCUUUGGAUAUGCAGUCGAUAAGCCUGAGGAGGUCGCCCUAAUCAGAAGUGACUUGCAACAACGAUUUCAGAAGCUGUACUCGUCGGAAGAGCUGCUGUUUCUGGCCGAGUUAGAAUCAGUUUGGCAUGCAAGAGGGAUUGGCCACUGA
Messenger RNA from Capronia coronata CBS 617.96, 1464 nucleotides. RefSeq lists its product as uncharacterized. The transcript is spliced from 3 exons. Lineage: Eukaryota; Fungi; Ascomycota; Eurotiomycetes; Chaetothyriales; Herpotrichiellaceae. Gene Ontology annotation, molecular function: zinc ion binding; DNA-binding transcription factor activity, RNA polymerase II-specific. The coding region runs from base 1 to 1464 and encodes 487 amino acids. Gene Ontology annotation, biological process: regulation of DNA-templated transcription. The record is from RefSeq and is a predicted model, not a curated record.